Molecule: messenger RNA, 4716 nt
Organism: Physella acuta
Lineage: Eukaryota; Metazoa; Mollusca; Gastropoda; Physidae
Source: RefSeq, a predicted model, not a curated record
UUUACAUGUGUACAUGUGAAAAAAGUAAAUAUCAACACUGGAAUAAAAAGAAAGUUGAAAGAGAAGAAAGACAAGAUGUUUGACGACUUCAGCAGAGCAAGGAGGAGGCUGACUAGAUCCUAUCUGUACUGGGGGUGGGCCAUCAGUAGACGAUUCGCUCAGGACAAAACACGCGCGCGCAUGUCCGCGAGACGGACCGAAGACUGCGGCGGUCAUAUUGGUCACUUCUCUGGUCCACUCAUGUUGCUACGCAACAGAAUCACGUCCAGGUGUAAAAAUGAGGCGGGGCGAUCCACAGCCGAUGCCCCAGGGUGCGGCUACAACCUUCUAGAAGAAUGCAUGAACGCCUCGCUGCUGGGCUUGAGGCCUGGUAACCUGUGUAGGUCAUGGGUCAGGGACAUUGUCAACAUUCUCAAGGACGCCGAGUUGAUCGACCAUUUCUUUAGGGUCAUCACCUCGCGGGCUCUGGCGGGGGCUAGCUCGACGUCACGUGUCUCCACUGACAACUGCAGCGUCACUCAGGGCAGCGACUCGGUGAGUGUUGACAAGACCCUGGACGUCAGUUGUGUUGAUGUCACGCUGGGGGACAUGUCUGCUGAUCAGGUGCUGGGGGAUAUGACGUCUGCUGACCGGCUGCUGGGGGAUAUGUCGUCUGCUGAUCAGCUGCUGGUUGACAGGUUGUCUGCUGACCCAUCGCUGGGAAACAGAAACUACGAGAUAUCAGACAAGCUGGACAACAACCUGAACGACAGAUCGUCUGCCGGACCGCCGUACGACGACAUGCGCUCCGACAUCACGGACAAGUUAGACGACAGCUGCAUCGAUGAAGAUUUAUUGUCGUUCAGUUUUGAAGAGGAUUACAGCGAGGCUUGCGAGGAAGAAAACCGAAGCUGGGCCCACGACACCUGGUAUUCUGACGACGUCUUCUCCACACAACAUUCCCACGUCGACUGGUCAUUCCAACCGGAACUCCUUGAAGACAGGCUGGACCCUGAAGACGCCCCCAGCCCCUGGAGUGUCGGCACUCAAGCGAAUCAUUAUCUUAUAGACAACAGCGAUUUAAUCAACUGCCAUCUUUCACCGAGUGAUCAUUACAAAUGUAAACACAUUUCCUGUCACGAUCAAUGUCUGGCACCGUGUAUGAACCACAGCUCUCCCUUCGAGAAUUCUUGCCUAUACUCGUGUGACAACAACACACACAUGUUCUCUGCAUCAGGCGACACAGAUGUACACCACGACACACCCAACCUCUACUGUGACGUAGAAAACACAUCGAUCUAUCCUGACGUCAUCAACAAGAACUUGUACUCAUCUUUGGAUGAAAUGAUGCCAAUGUGUACUGGUAGAAGUAGUAACAGCCCUGAUUUAGAAACGGGAUUCCCCGAUGUUACUGAAAUGAAUGACGACUUCGAUGCGUGUAUAAAUGAUAUAGAUCCGAUAGGAGAGUCUUGCAUGAGGUGUGAACACAACUGUAUAGACACUAUGAAGGACACCUACACGUUGACCACAUUCAGUGGAGACAAAAAGCUGUACCUCCACGCUGACGAUGGAGCUAGGGGUGAUGGAAUCCACUUUAACCUGGGUCUCCACCCCGCCUGGUGGACCCAGGGAGACGCCACCCACCCCAGAAGCAGCUUCAGCGCCCUGUCGGACCCCUCCCCCCAGGACCGACUGGCGAGAAUCACGUACAAGACCCAGCCCUCCAGCGCGUCCUCGGCUGACGCGCCCAUGUUCGUCUUCUCGUCUGCGGUUGGGUCCGUCAAUAGGAACGGUUCGUCCUCUAGGGCCAUUCCACUGGACUUUAACCUGAACGCGGUCUACAAAAUAGCCACACGAGAAGAGAGGGGAGCGGGGGACACCAAGUCCAACCCAGACGCCGACAACACCUUUGACGCCUGCAAGCACAAUCCACCUGAGGGCGCUCACGAUGUGGCCGAGUGGCUGAGACCACAGGAGGAGGAAUCGUCUGCUAGUGGUACCAGGACCAGUACCCCCACGGAGGAGAGGGAGUUAAAAGGAAACAGGAACAUUAACUCUGUGGGGAGCUGCCGGGAGGCGCCAAGCAGGUCAACAGAUUCCCCAUCACGCUCUCGCCGAUGGUUCAAAGUCUCGUCUGUUUGCGUCCUGGUCACGAGCAUCAUCAGCAUCCAUUACUGGAACAGUGACUCGUUUUUCUCGCUCGUCUGGGACAUGUUGCUCCACACUACUCUUGUAGCUCUUCUCAUGCUUCUCGUCUUUGUCUGCCUUGAAGCCAACAACCUUACUGAGAGUUUCGUAGCAAGAUUACAGCUGUUUAUUAAAAGCGCCAUAUCGUCUCCAUACAAAGUCAAAUCUGCCGAAGACACUCACGCUGACAGUGAGAAAUUGCCGGACUCGCCUAAAACUGGGUCCAGCAUCGUACCAGAAUCGUCCUGCAAGCUCAUAGAACUGCCCGAGGUACCACGUGACACUCCAGAUGUAGAGGAUCAGAAAGGUGUGGCUGAAAGUCCAGAGUCAGGGCUGGAGGAGGUCAAACAAGUUCCAGAACUUGACCGUACGUCUACGUCACCAAAGGCAAUGAAUCCGUCUGAAGUUUUUGAGAUUCCAGUGCAUGUGUCGACAUCUGGAAGUUUAAACGUUUGCAGGGAGUUCAUGUUUUCAUCAGAAAGUGAUGCCGUCAAUGAAGUAUCAACUGAAAGCCGUAGUUCGGUACAAGAUAGCUUGACAUCAGAAGACACUAGGAUCGUAUCUAACUCCCAGACAACAGAACCCAGUAGGAUCGUGUUUAACUCUGAGGAAGUACAAGCCGGUGACCAGAAGUGUAUGCUAGUCUCUGAUGACAUAGUACCAUGUCAAAGUUCAAAAGUCACUUUUCGAGCGGAGAUAGCAACAAUGACUGAGAUGACCCAGGACUGCGAUGCUAGUCUCGCCCCACACGAAUGCAGUGUAGCUCAGACGAUGACGGAACACAUCAGCUUCGAGAGCUCUGCGACACAAACAGAGCACACCAUCGUGGACGACAGGGCAGAGGGCGCCGUGCAGAUAGUGGAGAUCUGGCCGGAAGCCGCCAACGUCGUCACGGCCAACGCCAGCGUGCAGGCCGAGCUCGACGCCAAGAAAGUUUAUCAGCAGACGGAGAAGCUCCAGCAGAAACACCAACUGGCGCUGAAACGUUUGCAGAAAAAAUUCCUGGCAAUCCGGCGACAUUGCCAGAAAGAAGCCCUUGAGUUGAAGCAGUGUGAGCGUCGAAAGAACGAGUUCCUGUCCAAACUACAGCUCAGUCUGCCCAAUCUACAGAAAGAAAAGUCCAGCCUGAUGGCCGAGAGGGCCUCCAUAGAUAAACAGUUUGAGGACGAGAAGAAGAAGAACAGGGAGCUGGUUGGUCGUCUGACCCGACUCAAUCAACAGUUCUACAGAUUAGGUCAAGUUCAGCAGCCUACACCUGCCCAACACUGGAGACAGCAGUAUCAGCAGACGACAUACCCACUUCCGGUGAGCCGUCCUCACUGUGAGGCAACCAAUCAGCUUGCGCACAGCAAACUCAUUCACAUUCCAGCGCCGCAGCAACAACAACAGCAGCCCCUGCAUCAAAAAAUUCAACAGCAGUCCACACUUCUGCAAAAUCAAGCACGAAGCAACAACUCAUUGCCCACAACAGGGCAACAGCAAAAACAGCAACAGCAAAAACAGCAACAGCAAACUAUCCUACAGCAGCUGCAUCAACAGCGACUACCGAUCUUCCAGCUGUUUAAUAAAUCCUUUUGUCAACCGCAUCACGAUGUUCAACUACAGCAGCUCCAGCAGUCUCACUGUCAACAUCACGAUGUUCAACAGCUCCAACAGUCGCAGCUAACACACGCCCAGCAACUGCAUCAAAGUCUUGGACAGCAGAUGCAGCAUCCACUUGCACAGGUACAGCUGCACACACUUCCACACAACCAACAGCAAGCUCCGGCACUCUCCCACCUGCAACAACAGUCACAGACAAUAUGCCAACAACCGCAAGCAAUACCUCAUAGCCAGCAACAACCACAGGCCAUGCCCAGUGGCCAACAACAACCACAGGCCAUGUCCCACGGCCAUCAACAACCCCAGGCCAUGUCCCAUCAACUACAAGCAAUUUCCCACGGCCAGCAGCAGUCUCUGACGCAGCAUUCAAAACUUCAGAUGUAACAGUUUGUAUAGAAAGAAAGGGUACUUAACAUGCUAUUGAAAAAUCGCAUUGUUUGCAAGGUGAAGGAUUGACUUAUAUAUAAGCUCAGUGCCAGAUUAAAAUAGUGUUGAUAUUUUUUUUCUUAAAUGCCAGAGUAUUGAUUGUAAAAUAAUACAUUUAUACAAAAUACAACUAUUACAUUUUGUUAAGCCACCCAGCUUUUCUUGUCAUUUUCGGCGAAGCUUAAAAACGCCUGUAUAUAACAAAGAUGUUAUAAGGAUUUGUUUUUUAAUUGUCGAAUUAUUAUACAGUAAACUUGUUUUAGGGGAUUAAAGUUAAUUGGAAAAACCUUUAAGCCAUUCAACAAGCUGUGUUGGUGCCAUUUGUUAACAGAUUUUUCUGCAAAUUUAUAGCCGUUGCAAACCUAAGAAUUAGCAACAUUUUUUCUAGAACAUUGAGCAAAAGACACUUUAGAAAUGCUAAUAUUUUAACGAACUAUUGCAGAUACUAAACAUUUUUUUAAAAAUCAUCGUUAAAAAUCACGGUAAGGAAAAAUAUGAAAGGUUUCAAAUAAAAAUAUUCAA